AUGAACAGUGGCGGCGGCCUCCCGCCCCCCUCGGCCGCCGCCUCCUCCGCGUCCUCCUCGCUGGCGGCGGCCGCGGCGGUAGUGGCGGUGGCCCCGCCGGGGGUCGGGGGCGUCCCCGGCGGGGCGGCGGCGGCGGCAGCGGCGGGGGUGAAGCUGAAGUACUGCCGCUACUACGCCAAGGAUAAGACGUGCUUCUACGGGGAGGAGUGUCAGUUCCUGCAUGAGGACCCAGCCGCCGGGGCCGCGCCGGGCCUCGGCCUCCAUAGCAACAGCGUCCCCCUGGCUCUGGCGGGCGCGCCCGGGGCCGGCUUCCCGCCCGGAGCGGUCCCGGCCGGAGGAGCCGGGCCGCCCGCGGGGCCCAAGAAGCCGGACCUGGGGGGCCCCGGGCCCGGAGCCGGCGGAGGCGGAGGUGGCAACAGUGGGGUCCUCGACGGGCCGCGGCUGGCAAUUCCUGGAAUGGAUGGAGGUGCUUUAACUGAUACGAGUCUCACAGAUUCCUAUUUCAGCACCAGCUUUAUUGGAGUCAAUGGAUUUGGAAGCCCUGUGGAGACGAAGUAUCCUGUGAUGCAGAGAAUGACUAAUAGUAGCAGCUCCCCAAGCCUUCUAAAUGACAGUGCCAAGCCAUACGCAGGCCACGAUCCUCUAACUUCACCUGCUUCAUCCUUGUUUAAUGACUUUGGUGCCCUCAACAUCUCUCAGAGAAGAAAGCCAAGGAAGUAUCGCCUGGGGAUGCUGGAGGAGAGGCUAGUUCCGAUGGGAUCAAAGGCACGAAAAGCAAAGAACCCUAUUGGCUGCCUUGCUGACAGGUGUAAAUCAGGAGUACCCAUCAAUAUGGUUUGGUGGAACAGAGUCACAGAAAACAAUUUACAGACACCAAAUCCUACCGCAAGUGAGUUUAUUCCCAAAGGAGGAUCAACCUCCAGGCUGAGUAACACGUCCCAGUCACAUGCGUCUGCCUUCUCUCAAGUGUUCUCUCACCCAUCCAUGGGGACUCCUGCUGCUGCCGGAUUAGCACCAGGAAUGUCAUUAUCUGCUGGAUCCUCCCCUCUUCACUCCCCCAAAAUCACUCCACAUACUUCUCCUGCCCCCAGAAGAAGAAGCCACACUCCAAAUCCAGCAAAUUAUAUGGUGCCUUCUAGUGCCUCUACGCCCGGGAAUAAUCCUGUUUCUCAGACACCAUCUUCUGGUCAAGUGAUCCAAAAGGAAACUGUUGGUGGGACGACGUACUUUUAUACAGACACAACUCCUGCACCUUUGAGUGGAAUGAGAUCUUUCAAAAAUUAUCACAGAACAGCUUGCCGAGCAGAAGGUCAAAUAAUUGAGGUAUUUCCCAACUACCACAUCUAUCCUCCAACUGCACCUCACGUUGCUUAUAUGCAGCCAAAAGCGAACGCACCUUCCUUCUUCAUGGCUGAUGAACUACGACAGGAGCUGAUAAACAGACAUUUAAUAACAAUGGCUCAAAUCGAUCAAGCGGAUAUGCCAGCAGUCCCUACAGAAGUUGACAGCUACCAUAGCCUGUUCCCUCUAGAACCACUGCCACCACCCAACCGGAUACAGAAAUCAAGUAAUUUUGGAUACAUUACAUCCUGUUACAAAGCUGUAAAUAGCAAAGAUGAUCUGCCUUAUUGCCUUCGGAGGAUACAUGGUUUUCGUCUUGUUAACACAAAGUGCAUGGUAUUGGUCGAUAUGUGGAAAAAAAUUCAGCACUCAAAUAUUGUAACCUUGCGUGAAGUGUUUACCACUAAAGCUUUCUCAGAGCCUUCUCUUGUGUUUGCAUAUGAUUUCCAUGCUGGAGGAGAGACCAUGAUGAGCAGACACUUCAAUGACCCCAACGCGGAUGCCUAUUUCACAAAGAGAAAGUGGGGUCAACAUGAUGGACCGUUGCCCAGACAGCAUGCUGGAUUGUUGCCAGAAUCUCUUAUUUGGGCAUAUAUUGUCCAGCUGAGUUCUGCACUGCGUACCAUUCAUACAGCAGGUUUGGCAUGUCGCGUUAUGGACCCAACAAAGAUUCUGAUAACUGGCAAAACAAGGUUGCGAGUAAAUUGUGUUGGAGUUUUUGAUGUUUUAACAUUUGAUAACAGUCAGAAUAAUAAUCCAUUGGCAUUAAUGGCUCAAUACCAGCAAGCAGAUCUGAUAUCAUUAGGAAAAGUUGUGUUGGCUUUGGCUUGCAACUCUUUGGCAGGAAUUCAGCGAGAGAAUUUACAGAAAGCCAUGGAACUGGUGACAAUCAACUACUCCUCUGACCUGAAGAAUCUGAUUUUAUAUUUGUUGACUGACCAAAACAGGAUGCGAAGUGUAAAUGACAUCAUGCCCAUGAUUGGUGCUCGAUUUUAUACUCAAUUGGAUGCUGCUCAAAUGAGAAAUGAUGUCAUAGAGGAAGACCUUGCAAAGGAGGUUCAAAAUGGAAGACUGUUUAGGCUUCUAGCAAAAUUGGGAACAAUCAAUGAGAGGCCGGAGUUUCAGAAGGAUCCUACCUGGUCGGAGACGGGAGACCGGUACCUGUUGAAGCUCUUUAGGGAUCAUCUUUUUCAUCAGGUGACAGAAGCGGGUGCUCCUUGGAUUGACCUCAGUCAUAUCAUUUCUUGUCUUAACAAGUUAGAUGCUGGUGUGCCAGAAAAAAUAAGCCUCAUUUCCAGAGACGAGAAGAGUGUUCUUGUGGUGACUUACAGUGACUUAAAGCGAUGUUUUGAAAAUACUUUUCAAGAACUGAUUGCAGCUGCGAAUGGUCAGUUGUAGUAUUUGCUUAAAAAAAAAAACAAUAGGUGGGAUAUGGCCAAGGAGCUUAACCAAUAGCAGAUUGCACUACAGCUGAACUGUUCUCAUCAUCUCAUCUCACGUCGGGGAAGCACGCAGAAGAUGAGCAGAGCUGCUUGCACUUGGGUCAGGUGCGCUGUUACUUGAAAGAAAGAAUGUCUCCCUCAGCCCCGAUCUGUGGCUACUGGCGGGGCCACACCUGUGAAGAAUUUAUUUUAGAUCAAGGAGCACCAUUAGGUGAAUGAUGUUCCAGCUUUUGGUUUUUUUUCCCCCCACUUGUAUAUGCACUAAUUUUAAUUUUUUUAAGACUUUUUUCUGAUCUUUGAACUUUUGCCAUGUUGUAUACUUAUUAAGGGAAAUUAUUUGCAAGGACACUUUUGGGAAACCAAGCUGGGCAACAUUUUGUUCACUGAGGGGUGCAGAAUUUGCUCUUUUGGGGAGGGGUUGCCCUGAAUAACGUAACGGACCAGGUCAGUGAUUUCAUGGAAGUACAGUAUAGUGCAUAGUUCUUGUAAGAGUAUUGUAUGCAAGCUCUGUAUGCCACCCACUGUUUGUUCAGAUUGAGAGUUUUUUUGUGUGUUUUGUUUUGUUUUUAAGAACACAGAAAAAUAUCAGUGAAUUAUUGGGCAAUGAAUUCCCCUCUCAGCUGAUUUAAAUCCUUUCUGAAUGAGGAUAGACAGACACUGAAGGAGCAUACAGAACUCUUUGCUCCAGAUUCAACCAGAGCCUUUUUUUUUU
This is a messenger RNA of Budorcas taxicolor (takin), 3495 nucleotides long. RefSeq names its product poly(A) specific ribonuclease subunit PAN3 (gene PAN3). NCBI's taxonomy places the organism in Eukaryota, Metazoa, Chordata, Mammalia, Artiodactyla, Bovidae. Gene Ontology annotation, molecular function: metal ion binding; poly(A) binding; protein kinase activity. The transcript has 20 exons. The coding region runs from base 1 to 2739 and encodes 912 amino acids. The record is from RefSeq and is a predicted model, not a curated record. Gene Ontology annotation, cellular component: PAN complex; P-body. Gene Ontology annotation, biological process: mRNA processing; protein phosphorylation; nuclear-transcribed mRNA poly(A) tail shortening.